Molecule: messenger RNA, 577 nt
Organism: Parus major (Great Tit)
Lineage: Eukaryota; Metazoa; Chordata; Aves; Passeriformes; Paridae
Gene: FBXO48
Product: F-box protein 48
Exons: 2
Coding region: 5-436 (143 amino acids)
Biological process (GO): SCF-dependent proteasomal ubiquitin-dependent protein catabolic process
Cellular component (GO): SCF ubiquitin ligase complex
Molecular function (GO): protein binding
Source: RefSeq, a predicted model, not a curated record
GGGCAUGGACGCGGGGCGCGCUGCCGGCAGGGACAGCGCCGAGGCGGGGAGAGGAGGAGCGGGUGACUUCGUGUCCGCCCUUCCUCCCGAGAUCAGCUCCCGGAUUUUCAGCGGGCUGGAUGUGGAGAGCUUGUGCCACGCGUCCGUGACGUGCAAGGGCUGGCACCGCGCCAUCGAGGGCAACGAGCGGCUGUGGCGGCACCACUGCCUGGCCGUGCGCGCCGUCUGCCAGCGGGAGAUCGACAACGACCGGGGGAACGGCUACUCCUGGAAGAUUACAUUGUUGAGAAACUACUGGAAAAGCAAAGUGAAGCAAGAAUGGCUUAGUGGGAAAUACAGUAACAUUCCUUCACAAUUCAGCUUGCCAGAGAAAAGUAUGUAUCCAAUGGACGUUGAUACCUGGGGAGAAAUCUUGGAAGCAGAACUUGAGAGAUGAGAAACUGGUGCUAAUUCUUGCAACUCAAGCAACUUUUGCCAAUAGCACAUGCACUGUUUGGCAGUUGCAAAACUGAUUUUGAAUGAUUUUGGACUGAUAAUGAAUUUAUGAUGGAAGCUUCUCAAAAAAAAAAAAAAAAAA